Messenger RNA from Spodoptera frugiperda (fall armyworm), 6319 nucleotides. RefSeq lists its product as uncharacterized. Gene Ontology annotation, biological process: DNA integration. NCBI's taxonomy places the organism in Eukaryota, Metazoa, Arthropoda, Insecta, Lepidoptera, Noctuidae. The transcript has a single exon. The record is from RefSeq and is a predicted model, not a curated record. The coding region runs from base 972 to 6176 and encodes 1734 amino acids. Gene Ontology annotation, molecular function: zinc ion binding; nucleic acid binding.
AGCGCCUCUUAAAUUAGGAAUAGCAAUAAGACAUAGUUUGUAAGAUUUAAUUAUAACAUUUGUAACAGGCGCUUAAAGUCCCUGACCUUUGUUAAUUUAAAUGUCAUGUCAUUCUCUUUUUUUAUUAAACUGCACACUGCAAGCUACGUUCCUGAUUGUUUUAUUCCCGAAAUAUUCUACUGAGCUAUCAUCAUUUUCUACAUGGUCCGUACGAGCCGGAUAAUCCAUCAUCUACAACCAGCAAAGUGGAAUAAUCUAAAUAUUGGAUAUUUUGGAAAUUGGAGUUAAUAAGUACCAGAGUGAAGAGGUGACGAACACGUUUUGGAAAAAGUGGAUUGAACAACGAGUGAAAUCAAACAAGAAGUGUUAAAGCCAAAGCAUUAUAAUAUUAAUUAAAUUCACCCAACACUCAUAAUAAUAAAUCAGGUAAUAUAGGUAAUAUAAUUAACAUAGGAAUUAAGUAGCGAUUAUAAGAACAAAGAAAAGGUUAGUAACAUAUUUAUACAUAGUUAUUUACAAAUUAUUUACAACUUUAUACAAUUUAUUUACAAGGAAUUAUGUACAGAGCAUUAGAUUAAAAUAUAUUUUGUAAAAUAAAGUUAAUAUGUGCUUAAAAAUACAGUACAGUAGUGUUAAUGUUAACCUACAUUAGUUAACUUUUUAUUGUUGAUUUACAAAACAUUAUUUAUUCAAAUUAAUCUUUACAAUUACAUAAUUGUUGCUUUGUAUAUCCUUUAAAACGUAGAUAAAGUAAUUAAUUUGUUUGUUACAUUAUUCAUCAAAAUAGUUAACCUUACCUACCUACUUAACUACGGUAGUUCAUUAUAAUUUGCAGUGAAUGUUUUGUUAAUAAUUCAUCAUCAUUGUUGCUUAGUUUCAUUAUUCAUAAAAUUAGGUAUUUUGUGACAUAUAGUUUCGUAAUUUAAUAUUAUUACUGUACAAUUUCAGGUCUACGACACCCUCCUUUCAAAAUGACUGACGUUAAAGAACUUAGAAAAAAGCGAAGCAGCUAUAAAGGAAGAUUAACUGUAUUUUCAACGUUUUUAAACAAAAUACAAGAUUCCACAGUAAGUCCGUCUCAGGUAAUGGAGUUGCAAUUGCGUGUCAAUAAAUUAGAAGAUUUAUACAACGAAUUUAACGAAAUUCAAUUACAGCUAGAAUGUAUGUGUGACAUUGACGCGGAGGCACUUGAACGAACCUCAAUCGAAUCUCAAUAUUAUGAGUUAGUGGCUCAAGCUAAAGUCAUGUUAAAUAAAUAUUCAAAAUCUGAACAAGAGGAAAUAAAAUCAACCACUAGUAGUAAGCGUCAAUUCAUCAAGUUGCCCACCAUACAAUUACCGAAAUUUUCAGGUUCCUAUAACAGUUGGCUUGAAUUUCGCGAUACCUUCACUAGUCUCAUUCACGGCAGUGACGACAUAGACGAGAUAAAUAAAUUCCAUUAUUUGAGAUCAUCGCUGACAGAAUCUGCUGCUAUCGUCAUACAAUCAAUCGAGUUUUCUGCUCAAAACUACAACAUGGCAUGGGAACUUCUUUGUGAGCGAUUCGAUAAUGAAAGAUUAUUGAUUGAGAAUCACGUUACCGCGUUAUUUAAUGUCGAAUCAAUCACUAAGGAGUCCUCAACUGCAUUAAAGAGCAUCGUAGACAAUGUCAACAAAAAUAUCAGAGCGUUAAAAACAUUGGGUGAACCUGUUGAUAGUUGGGACACAUUACUUAUUUACAUAAUCAGACAAAAACUAGACACUAAAACAUUCCGAGAGUGGGAGGAAUAUAAAGGGCGUAUUGAUAAAUCGAAACGAAUCACUUUUGAUCAGUUCAUUGAGUUUAUGCGUAAUCGCGCUGAGUUAAUAGAAACACUGGAAAAAUCACGUCACUCCACAAAUACACACACAAACACAAAACAAAACACUAAAAUUAAAUCCUUUGUAACGACAGAAAACAUUAGUAGUUCAUUGUCACGUAGUUGUCCAAAAUGUAAAAGCGAUCACAAUCUCAAUUCAUGCCCACAGUUUUUAUCACUAAGUGUCAACGAUAGAAUGUCCUUACUGCCUGGCUAUAAGCUAUGCUAUAAUUGUUUGCGUCACGGUCAUUAUCCCAGCAAUUGCAAGAAAUCAGGGUGCAAAAUAUGUAAACGCAAGCACCACACGCUUAUUCAUAACUCAGAUUAUAAACCUGCUUCAAGUAAAUCACCUGGGACUACUGAUAAGGCUAGCGCUGAGUCAUCCUCCAGUGCUGACACAAACAAUAAUAAUCACGUUGCGCUCUCAGCUAAUAUCUCCGCACAAUCGCAUACGAGCAGCACAGGUAACAUUUUAUUGUCAACUGCAUUAAUUAGGUGCUACGAUGUUAAUAAUGAGGAAGACAUCGCUCGAGCGCUCCUUGAUUCUGGUAGUUCGGCUUGUUUAAUGACGGAGAAUUUAUUUAAUAAGUUACAGCUGCCUUACUUGAAUACAAACAAAUCUAUACAAGGUAUUAACAAUUCUCUGUCGCAUAUUAAAAAAAUGUGUCGAGUACACAUUAAAUCGUUGCACGAAUCAUACUCAAACGACUUAACUUGUUUUGUCUUACCCACAAUUACAGAUAACGUUCCCGCUCGACAGGUACACGUAAACAUACCCUCAAAUAUUCAUUUAGCUGAUCCGUAUUUCCACACACCGGCUUCUAUUGAUAUUAUUAUAGGAGCUGACGUAUUCUGGAGUUUAUUAGGAUCAGAUAAAGUUUUAUUAGGUGAUGGGAAACCAACACUUUAUCAAACUAGACUAGGUUGGCUAGUUUGUGGCCCAAUUAACGGCGGCUAUGAUAAUAAUUCAAUUAACUGUAAUUAUGUUAAUGAUUGUUGCGAAAGUUCUUCGUCUUCCAGUUCGAAUGAGUUAACUGACAUCCGAAACCAAUUGACGCGUUUCUGGCAGCUUGAGGAAGUUGGCCGUGAUGCAUCAACUUAUUCAGCUGAGGAGCAAAUGUGUGAAGAACACUUUAUAAAAAACACGACGCGCCUGUCAGAUGGCCGUUUUUGCGUUAAAAUACCGCUGAAGGCAUCUACGGAUAGUUUAGGCGACUCAUAUCAUCGUGCAAAACGAUGUUUUCUGUCAUUAGAGCGCAGAAAUCUCAAACAACCUUCACUCGAUAAAAUGUACAAAGACUUCAUGACUGAGUAUAUUCAUUUAGGUCAUAUGUCAGAGUGUCACAUUAAUGAAAAUUUACAGUCAUAUUUCAUUCCUCAUCACGGAAUCCUGCGCGAAAGUAGUAUCACAACCAAAUUACGCGUUGUAUUUAAUGCUAGUGCACCCACUACCUCUGGAAUCUCUUUAAAUGCAAUCCAAAUGGUGGGACCCACCGUUCAGGACGAUUUGACUGCAAUCCUUCUUAGAUUUCGAAUGCAUAAGUACGUCCUUUCUGCUGAUGUUGAGAAAAUGUACAGGCAGGUGUCUGUACAUCCUUCAGAUAGGCACCUGCAGCAAAUCAUUUGGCGUGAUAAUUUUGAUAACACUUUUGAAACGUACCAAUUAAAUACGGUGACGUACGGCACAGCUAGUGCACCGUUUCUCGCAACUAGGUGUAUCAAACAAAUCGGUCUUGAAUGCCAGGAUAAAAAAGCCGCGGAAGCCAUUCUUCAUGAUUUUUAUGUAGAUGAUCUUCUGACAGGUACUGACGUGUUUGAGGAAGCUCAAAUGUUGCGACAUAAGGUGACCGAUGCUCUUGCGUCUGCUUGCAUGCCAUUACGGAAGUGGAAAUCGAACGAGCCCUCUUUAAUCUCAGAAUCAACUGACGAGUCUUAUUUCGAGUUCCACCAGCCGGGCGACACCUGCAGUAAAACACUAGGACUUAGUUGGCGAACUGACACAGAUGAUCUCCUUUUUCCUAUAAAGGUUCCUGACUGCACGGUAAAUACUAAGCGUGGCAUGUUGGCAGUAAUAGCACAAAUUUAUGAUCCUUUAGGGUUGUUAGCACCGUGUGUCGUGAGCAUGAAGAUGUUGCUUCAAAAAUUAUGGCUAGACAAAUUAGAAUGGGACGAUCACUUAUCACCUGACAUUGCAGCAAUAUGGGCAAACACAAUUAAAAACUUACCGUGUAUUCACAAUUUGCGGGUAGCACGUCGGGUGGUCUGUGACGCAUACAGACAAUUUGACUUUCACAUUUUUACCGACGCUUCGGAGCAAGCAUACGGAGCUUGUUUGUAUGUUCGCAGUAUUAAUGAGCAGGGUGAUGUCGAUGUGCGAUUAUUUACAGCCAAAAGUCGCAUCGCUCCUAUUAAACCGUUGACUAUACCGCGAUUGGAGCUCUGUGCUGCUGUGCUUGGUGUACGUUUAUACCAAAAGGUUGUUAGUCACCUUCACAUUCAACCGUCUAGUGUUGUGUUUUGGACUGACUCCAUGAUAGUGUUGGGUUGGCUUAAAAUGUUGCCUAUAAAAUUAAACACUUUUGUUCGCAACCGUGUUGCCGAAGUUUUAGAAAUAUCCGGUACGUGUGGUUGGAGACAUGUAUCGACCCACGACAAUCCAGCCGAUUUGAUAACACGCGGGGUAGAACCGACCGCUAUGCAAUCACUGGACUUGUGGUGGUUCGGCCCAUGUUUCUUAAAAUGUGACAGUUCUACAUGGCCACCCAUUUCUAUAAAUACUCAAAAUCUUCCAGAACUCAAACCUAAUAAUAUCUUAGUUAAUUUAGCUCAAGAAAAUCAUGCUACUGGAGAUUCAGUUAAAGGAGUAAUCGAAUUCAACCGAUUUUCCAAUUUUAGUCGAUUACAUCGUUCUAUUUGUUAUGUUUUACGUUUUAUCAAUCUUUGUAAACGCUGUUCCUCAAUAAAUACAUCCUAUUUUACUGCUCAGGAAUUACAAGAUGCAUUGAACUUUAUUAUUAUUCAAUCACAAAAGGAGUCUUUUCCAGAAUAUAAUUUAUUACUAAAUAAUAAACAGUUACCUCAUAAGAAUAGAUUAUUAAAUUUAAAUGUAUUUCUAGAUAAUAACAAAAUUAUUCGUAUAGGAGGUCGUUUACACAAUUCAGAAUAUUCUUACACAAAGAAACACCCAAUUUUGAUACAGUCCACUCAUCAUUUUGCUAAACUUUUAUUUCAAUUUGAGCAUAUUAGAUUAAUGCAUGCAGGUCCUCAAUUAUUAUUAAGCACAAUACGAGAGACCUACUGGCCCCUUGGUGGUCGCAACUUAGCGAGAGCCUGUUGUCGUCAGUGUGUUCGGUGCCAGCGAGUAAAGCCUCGCACAAUUGCUCCUCAGAUGGGUAAUCUCCCACUCAGCAGACUCUCACCAGCUGACUAUCCCUUCCAAAACGUAGGCGUUGACUACGCAGGCCCUAUUGCCUCGGCUAGUCGUCAAGGUCGUGGUUGUAGAUUGGUGAAGGUAUAUAUAGUACUUUUCGUAUGCUUCACAACAAAGGCCAUUCAUUUAGAGUUGGUGGGUGACUUGACGAGCAACAAUUAUUUACAAGCUUUACGCAGGUUUAUGUCUCGGAGAGGAAAACCUCUCAAUAUUUAUUCCGAUAAUGGAACUGCUUUCGUAGGAGCAUGUAAUGAAAUUGCUGAGUUUUUGAAGCGCAAUUGUGACUCCAUUUCUGAUAGUGCAGCUCAGGAUGGUAUAACCUUCCAUUUUAUACCUGCUUACGCUCCGCAUUUUGGUGGUCUUUGGGAGGCGGGUGUCAAGUCGACCAAGUAUCAUUUACUCCGAGUGUUGGGCAAUUGUAAUUUAACUUACGAGGAGCUUAACUCCAUCCUGAUUCAAAUUGAGGGCAUUUUAAACUCUCGACCGCUCACACCACUUUCGUCGAAUCCUGAGGAUCUAUUACCUCUCACUCCUGGUCACUUUUUAAUCGGACGGCCUCUCACCUCUCUUCCUGUCAAGGAUUUACGGGAUCACUCCACCUCUCACUUGACGCGCCAUCAACGCCUUGAGCAAUUGCGGCAGCAUUUUUGGACGAGAUGGAGCAAGGAGUACGUCUCAGAGCUGCAGCAGCGCGUGAAGUGGCGGACCGGCAACCACAGCCUGAACCUGGACACCCUCGUGGUUAUAAAAGAGGAUAACCAGCCACCCAUGAAGUGGAAGCUGGGUCGCGUUGUUGCUCUUCAUCCUGGCACAGACGGUAUAAGCAGAGUAGCCGAUAUCCGGACUGCAACUGGCACUGUUAGACGGGCAUUCUCCAAGAUUUGUCCCUUAUUGGAAACUAGCUGUUGAAAGGCAAGCUUUCAACGGCCGGCGGCAUGUUGAAGCGCCUCUUAAAUUAGGAAUAGCAAUAAGACAUAGUUUGUAAGAUUUAAUUAUAACAUUUGUAACAGGCGCUUAAAGUCCCUGACCUUUGUUCCUUUGAAUGUCAUGUC